Messenger RNA from Ostrinia furnacalis (Asian corn borer), 1128 nucleotides. RefSeq names its product superoxide dismutase [Cu-Zn]. Gene Ontology annotation, molecular function: copper ion binding. Lineage: Eukaryota; Metazoa; Arthropoda; Insecta; Lepidoptera; Crambidae. The transcript is spliced from 3 exons. Gene Ontology annotation, biological process: superoxide metabolic process. The coding region runs from base 412 to 1071 and encodes 219 amino acids. The record is from RefSeq and is a predicted model, not a curated record.
CUAUAAUGUGUUGUUUAUUGCUUUAUCAUCGCCGAAACGUGGUGAAACAUCUCCUAAACGAAAACCGCCUAUUAAUCAGCUGGCAGUACACAGCAAUUAUGCGCUUGAAGGCUGUUAAUAACGGCCUGUACACGACAGCUGACUUCCAGCUUCCACCCAAUACACUAAACAAUGCCGUGUCUAAGUUAUCAUUACGUCAUACGGCUCGAUUACAGCCUUCUGCUUCGCGGCAUCUCACGAAGAACACAUAAUCACAACGGCCUGAGCAGACGUCCUAGCACACCCAUUAAGAAAAAAACAUCCGACCCGAUCAUUGGAUGCCAGUUGCUUGAGAAGUAAACACGCAUCACGUUCCAUUCUUGAAUUUGAACUCGUUCCACACUUUUUCUAGUCGCGCAAAAAGUUUUCCUCAUGAACCUCAGGCUGCACGUGUUUUUCGGCCAGUUCUUGUGGCUUGUCUCUGCCCUCAAUGGGAAGAGCUUUCAAGGAGUUCCAGGGUACGGUCGCAACCUCGUCAUCAAGGCGCUGCCGGCGAUUGAAGACUACCAGAGCAAUGUCUACGAAGUGUUCAUGGAACCGUAUCUAUAUGCGCCACGCUCGGCUCCUGGGCUACAAGCGAUCGUCCACCUGCGCCCUGACGCGGAAUCUGGCGUCGAAGGGACUCUCAUAUUCACUCAAAUCGUGCCCAAUGGUCCGGUGACCGUGGAAGGCAACGUGACGGGGUUGGCCCCCGGCUUGCAUGGGGUCCACGUCCACCAGACUGGCGCCAUCGAUGAUAAUUGCAACGAUAUAGGCCCGCACUUCAUUGCUUACUACGGCCGUCACGGAGGGCCGCGCGACCACAUCCGUCAUGUCGGAGACCUUGGCAACAUAAAAGCCGAGGAAGGCCCAGUCACCGUGAAAAUCGUUGACCACCUGAUCUCCCUAGCUGGCCCGCGGUCCAUCGUGGGCCGGUCGCUGGCCAUCUCCAAAGAUGAAGACGACUACGGCCGGUCCAGCACUGAAGAUAGCACGAUGACUGGUACAUCAGGCCCUGCUGUGGCUUGUGGGGUCAUUGGGUACCUGAACUAGAUUAAGUGAUGCUGUGUUUGAUUGGUGAUGAUGAAUUAAAUGACGAAUUUGUAUUAA